AUGUACCCUGUCGCAUUUGUUAUGGUUGAAGUAGAAAAUACUGAGACUUGGACAUGGUUUAUGGAGAUUUUCUUUGCUGAUGUUGGGUGUGAAAAUGGUAAUAGUUGGGUGUUCAUGUCAGAUAAGCAAAAGGGUUUGGGGCAAGCCAUUAGGGAUUUGAUGCCUACUACUGAACAGAGGCAUUUUGUUAGGCACCUCCACAAUAAUUUCAAGAUUGUUGGUCACAAUGGACUAGCAUUGAAGCAAAAAUUGUGGGUAGCAGCUAGAUCAACUACAAUACCCACAUUUGAAGCUGAAAUUGAGAUUACAGAUGGCUUCAAGAAAGGCCAGCAAAUCAUUGGAAGAAUUCGAAGUUAUUUGAUGCUAAGAAUGGAUAGACUUAGAGAAACUGUUUGGACACAUGAUGUUGGUCCUAGGAUUUCUGGAAUUGUUGAGAAGCUAACAACUGAGAGUGCUCAAUGCAUAGCAUCAUAUGCUGAAGGAGGGAAAUAUCAAGUUAAUAACAUCCAUGGUGGGAUGUAUGUAGUGGAUUUGGAGAGGCACACGUGCACUUGCAGAAGUGGAACUUAUGUGGAAUCCCUUGUUCACAUUCUAUGGCUAUAA
Prunus armeniaca (apricot) is the source of this 603-nucleotide messenger RNA. The record is from the annotation of a GenBank genome assembly. Lineage: Eukaryota; Viridiplantae; Streptophyta; Magnoliopsida; Rosales; Rosaceae.